AUGCCAACAAAGAAAUAUGAAUUUAAACUUUUCGAAAUUAUUAAUCUUCGAAACUUUUCAUUUUCCUUCGAAAACUUAAUUGAGCUUUUGAGCUUCCAAGCUUUUGAGCUUUUCAGUUGGGGUUACAAUGCAAGAACCUCUGCACGAUUUUCUGAGAAAACUUUCACUACAAACACAAACUAA
Messenger RNA from Clunio marinus, 183 nucleotides. The record is from the annotation of a GenBank genome assembly. NCBI's taxonomy places the organism in Eukaryota, Metazoa, Arthropoda, Insecta, Diptera, Chironomidae.